GGGAAAUCUGGAUUUUUGGUGUGGCGUUACCUGCUCAGGAGGGACGAUGAAGAACCUGCUCCUUGGACCAAGGAGGGAAAGGACAGGAUGAAAAAGCUUGGCCUAACAAUGCAGUAUCCUGAAGGAUAUUUGGAAGCUGUUGCAAAUAAAGAUAAGGAAAAAGAAAAUAGUGGAGAGGAUGAGUUCGAUACCCCGGGGAAAGGAAAGAGGAAAAGGAAAUCAGCAGGUGGGGAGGAAAAACCUGUCACUUCUCCAGCAGGGACCCCAAAGAAAACUAAAGUUGAGCCAUACAAGCUGACAGCCCAGCAGAAAUCUCUUAUAAAAAGUGAUGAAGCCAAUGAAAAACUGUGGAAUGAAGUACUAGAGGCUCUCAAAGAUGGACCGAAAUUCCUAAACAAAGUGGAAGAGGCCUUCCUGUGUAUCUGCUGUCAGGAGGUCGUGUUCCGGCCCGUCACGACCGUCUGCCAACACAACGUGUGCAAGGUGAGGGACCCUGGGCCCUGCUGAGCUCAGCCUGGAGACAGACCUGGCCAGGGCUUGGUUCCUUUGGG
Manacus vitellinus (golden-collared manakin) is the source of this 551-nucleotide messenger RNA. Its product is annotated as E3 ubiquitin-protein ligase UHRF1-like. Lineage: Eukaryota; Metazoa; Chordata; Aves; Passeriformes; Pipridae. Gene Ontology annotation, biological process: negative regulation of gene expression via chromosomal CpG island methylation. Gene Ontology annotation, molecular function: ubiquitin protein ligase activity. The record is from RefSeq and is a predicted model, not a curated record. Bases 88 to 507 code for a protein of 139 amino acids. The transcript is spliced from 4 exons.